Messenger RNA from Striga asiatica, 1960 nucleotides. The record is from the annotation of a GenBank genome assembly. Lineage: Eukaryota; Viridiplantae; Streptophyta; Magnoliopsida; Lamiales; Orobanchaceae.
AUUUCACACAAUAUUACAGAAGUUUGCACUUUGCCACUUUGCCCCAAUCUUUCCUCGCAGUUUCAGCUGGUUAUCACUCCAAUAGCGUCACGCGCCGCCAUCUCCCACCCGAAACGAUGGAGCUGAGAGUAGGUGCGUACAUAAAAAACUCGGCGCUAUGUAUUUCUCCCAUUAACCACGCAAAUUCGCCUGGUUAUUGCAGUAGCCGUGCUUCCUCAUGCGUAUCCGUUCGUGCUCCUGGGAGCUCCUUCUGGAGAGUAUCUACCAAGGACAUCAACCCGAAAUUCGCGCCAAAGGUAAAAAUGAUGGCUGCAGCUGAUUCUUCAUUGGACAUUGAGCGGCUAGGUGUGCAGUUAUUGUGCCCAUUGGAUGGCCGUUAUUGGGAUAAAGUCAAGGACUUGUCACCUUUUCUUAGUGAAUUUGGCCUUAUUAAAUACAGAGUGCUGGUUGAGAUUAGGUGGUUGUUGAAGAUGUCUCAAAUGUCCGAAGUCCCUGAGGUCCCGAGCUUCUCUGGAGAUGCCAAGUCUUAUCUUCAAAAAAUAAUUGAUUCAUUUAACCUGAAUGAUGCCUUGGAAGUGAAGGAAAUUGAAAAAGUGACUAACCAUGACGUGAAGGCUGUUGAAUACUUCCUAAAACAGAGAUGUCAGUCGCAUCCAGAGUUAUCUAAGGUGCUCGAGUUCUUCCAUUUUGCAUGCACAUCUGAGGAUAUUAAUAAUCUAGCUCAUGCAUUGAUGCUGAAAGAAGCUCUUAACAAAGUGAUACUACCAGAAAUGGACAAAUUGAUCUCUGCAAUAUGUAACUUAGCCACUGUCAAUGCUUCCAUUCCUAUGCUCUCUCGAACUCAUGGACAGAUGAAGUUUCACGGCAAUGGUAUUAACCUAGUUAACGUUCUGUCAUCCCACCAUGCCUUUAAUCUCAAGAUCGUUGUGAAGAAUACCCUAUUUGAUAGUUGUUUUAUUGUGGAGUUAUCACCGGCAUCACCAACAACGUUGGGGAAGGAAAUGGCAAUAUUUGUACAUAGGCUAAGUGAAGAACGGAAAGAAUUAUCCCGUAUCGCAAUUUUGGGAAAGUUUGCUGGAGCUGUUGGAAAUUACAAUGCUCACAUGGUUGCAUAUCCUGAUGUUAGUUGGCCUCAAGUUGCAGAAGAGUUUGUCACAUCUCUUGGAAUAAGUUUUAAUCCUUUUAUUACUCAGAUUGAAUCUCAUGACUACAUGGCCCGAAUUUUCAACUCUAUCAGCCUGUUCAACAAUAUUUUAAUUAAUUUUGACAGAGACAUUUGGGGUUACAUUUCCUUGGGUCACUUUAAGCAGAUUACUAAGGCCGGUGAGAUUGGGUCCUCAACAAUGCCCCACAAAGUAAAUCCAAUCGACUUUGAAAACAGUGAAGGAAAUUGUGGAGUUGCAAAUGCAGCCUUAUCGCACUUAAGCUUUAAGUUGCCUAUUUCCCGCUGGCAGAGAGAUUUGACUGAUUCAACUGUUCUGAGAAACAUGGGUGUUGGACUGGGGCACUCUCUUCUUGCUUAUAAAGCCACAAUAAAGGGAAUUUCUAAGCUACAGGUCAAUGAAGUUUCUUUGGCUGAAGACUUGAACAAGUCCUGGGAGGUUCUUGCUGAGCCUAUACAAACGGUAAUGCGAAGAUAUGGUGUACCGGAGCCAUAUGAGAAACUUAAGGAGCUAACGAGAGGGCAAGAAGUGACUAGAGAAAGCAUUAGAGAAUUCAUUGAAGGCCUAGAUAUCCCAACUCAUGCAAAGAGAAGACUUUUGGAUUUGACACCCCAUUCUUAUAUUGGGGCGGCAGCUGAAUUGGCCAAGAGUUUAGAGUCAGUUUCGAGUGUUGUUAAUGGAGCUAGUGUAUUAUGAGUGAUGCUAUUAGGCUUCACUUAGUUUAGACAUAUAAAAGAUUUACAAUUUUGAAGGUUUUAAGUAACAAUGUUAUUUUGAAGGUUUUAAGUAACAAUGUU